Gigantopelta aegis is the source of this 2464-nucleotide messenger RNA. RefSeq names its product monocarboxylate transporter 10-like. The transcript is spliced from 5 exons. Gene Ontology annotation, molecular function: monocarboxylic acid transmembrane transporter activity. The record is from RefSeq and is a predicted model, not a curated record. Bases 1 to 1434 code for a protein of 477 amino acids. Gene Ontology annotation, biological process: transmembrane transport. Lineage: Eukaryota; Metazoa; Mollusca; Gastropoda; Neomphalida; Peltospiridae.
AUGCCGACUGACCAACUGCAGCCGACUCGACCUCAUGUUCUGAAGUGCGGCUGUUUCACAACAUUGUGUUGCAGAUCUGAACACGCAUGGGUAGGCUCGGUCUGCACUGGGAUCACUUUCCUCAUGUGCAUGGUGUCGAGCAUCGUCAGCGACCGCUUGGGAAUCCGCAAGACGGCGCUGUUCGGCGGCCUCCUCUGUAUCAUCGGCCUCGUGUCCAGCGCCUUCGUGGAGGAGCUGCAGCUGCUGUACCUCACCUACGGCAUCCUGCUGGGUCUGGGGAUGGCCUUCACCUACUCCCCGUCCCUCGUCAUCCUCGGCCACUACUUCAAGAGACACAUGGGCCUGGUGAACGGCAUCGUCACGUUCGGCAGUGCCGUCUUCACCAUAGUACUGUCGCUGGUGCUGCCAAGACUGCUGGCCAGCGUCGGGUUGAGGUACACGUUGAUAAUGCUGGGCGCCCUCAACUCGUUGCUCGUCGUCUGUGCCUUGACUUGGAAGCCUCUGUUGCGUCGACAGUCCAGUCUGGCGCGUUUGGCUCUGUCCACGGAGAGCAUAGCGGAACACUGUACGGACUGCUGUACGUGGACCAGGAAGUUUCUGAACGUCAAUAUCUGGAGAAACAGAGGAUACGUUGUGUGGGCGGUUUCCAGUGGUCUUUCACUUUUUGGAUAUUUUGUGCCAUUUGUACAUUUGAUUAAACACACAAACGAUAUAUUCCCGGAUUCAGACGGUAGCUUGCUCAUCAUGUGCAUGAGCAUCACUUCCGGGAUUGGCCGAAUUGUCUUCGGGAAAGUGGCGGACUUUGCCUGGGUCAGCCGAAUCCGGAUGCAGCAGAUCGCCUUGGCCGUUCUAGGAAUAACGACAAUGUGCAUUCCGUUCUCGGCCAGUUUCGGAGGCUUGAUCGCGAUCACCCUAGUGAUGGGAAUCUGCGACGGGGUGUUCGUCUGUCUCAUCGGACCCAUCGCCUUCGACAUCGUUGGUCCCGUGGGAGCAUCUCAAGCGAUUGGUUUUAUCCUUGGAAUAUUUUCCGUACCUAUGAUGAUCGGCCCUCCAGUAGCUGGCUUCCUGUAUGAUCAUCUGGGCAGUUACAAGAUCGCCUUCCAUGCCGCGGGCGCUCCUCCUAUACUAGGAGCUGCCAUCAUGUUCUUCAUUCCAGCGAUCAAACAGAAUUACCCAGCUGUAACCGAGAUCGAAGAGUUUGCAGCCGUGUCGCUGCACAACAUUUUGGAAGGAACAUCUGCAUCGCAUACCACAGAAGGAAACUAUAGCAGCCCAGCAGAGAGUGAGCUGCUGGUUAUUAAAGACACAUCUAUGUUGAAAGACUUUCAAGAAACAGUCGGUGAGCUUCCAAAGGAUCCAGAAACCAAUGCUCCUGAAACUGAAAUGACAGUCAACAAGAAAACAAAUUCUAUAAAAGAUAUGGAUAAUUCAUGAUAGUUUCUGAUAAACAGUUACCAGCUUUUUGAAAACUUUAUUUGGAAGCAUACAAUAGUUACAUGAAGAGGGGCAAUUAACAAUGCGUUGUAAUUAUUACUUUAUCUCGACAUCUAAAUGUGUAUGAUGGGUAAUUGUAUGUUAAGGUUGUUUUCUUCUGUUCAUCAUUUUAUGUGUUGCAACUUUAUUGUUACAAAAGGAUCGUGAAGAUCAUGUCUUGGGGCAUUUUUAUUUUUAAAAAGUUGUACAUUUAUAGAGAGUAUUAAGACAUAGGACAGGGCGAGCUAUUGAAAAGCAAAUCAAAAUGUCCUACAGUUGACACUCGUAAUGUUUAUGUUCUUGUUUUUCACUAUUUGACUCUUGGGGUUUUGAUUUUUCGUUUGGUCUUAUUUAAUCUAAAUCUAUGAACAAAGAUUGUGAAGACAUAUCUAGAAGUCAUGAAGUGUUGCACAGAUAUUUAUUUGCCGAUUAUCAAUAUAGUCGGAGGGUGCCACGUGUUCAUAGCCGGUUUAUUCUAGUAGCACGUAUUUUCCCUAGGUCAUUUUUCCCCUCUCCUCAAGGGGGUUGCAAAAUAUAUAUCCUGGGAAGGGAGACCCACUGUUAUUUGUGCUACAGGCCCCGCGGAUUCUUAAACCGGCUCUGCACCUGUUAAAUUUUUGCAAGUUGUAUUUUGCUUGGUGGUGGUCCAAAUCGAGGCUCGAGAUGAAAUGGGGAUCGCAUCUGCAAUUAUUUUUCACUGAAUUUUUGUUCUGAUAGCCAAUUAAUGUUCUAGCAAGCUGUCUUGGACAGCUUACUUGGGAUUAUUGUCUGGGUGAGAGACGGUAUUGGGAUGCGAACUCAGUACCAAUCACCCUUAAACACGAUGGCUUAACCACAGUGUUCCCGAGGCCGGUGUUUGUGAACUAUCUAGCAAAUCGAUGUGUACACACACGCACGCGCGCGCACAUACACUCGCACACACACACACACACACACACACACAGAGAGAGAGAGAGAGAGAGAGAGAGAGAGAGAGAGAGAGGAGAGAGAG